AUAAUGUUGACUUGUUCUACGCGUUGAUUAUACCAAAACAUACAUAACAGUGUCGAUAUAAAAUGGGUGAUGUGCAAAAAGUGGAACCGUACAACAUCGCAAAAACUCACUUCCCAAAACUACACGAAAGAAUACAAAACAAAUAUAAUGAAAUGCAAAAAAAGAUUGAGAAGUCUAAAUCGAUAGAUAUGUUAAUGUGCAUUGGUGAUAAUUUUAUAUACAAAGAACCUAAACGACAUCUUAGCAGUAGUGAUGUUAGAAAUGAAUUUCAAGAUAACGAUAGUAACAUUGAACAUGAAAAGCUAAGAACAGAAACGAUGACUAUCGAAAAUAGUAAAGAAAUUAGUGCAUCAUAUGAAGAUGUUAAUUUUAAAGAAUUUGUUGUCACUGAAAUACAAAAUAAUGUAGUAAAUGAGAAAAUGGAAAGUGAAAAUGAAGAUAAUCUGUCGGAUAACAUAUUUCUCAGUGAUAUGAGUAAUUUUUCAAAAACAAGCUUGGAAUCUCUACAAGACAUAGGAAAAGAUACUGAUGAGUCAAGCCUGCCACCUACACCUACAACGAAGUCAAUACGUCAAAAAAUUGGCUUACGUAUGACAGCUGUGAAAGAAAGACGUAACGCUUAUAGGGAAAAGAAGAAAGAAGUCAGAGAAAAAGUAGAAAAGCUAAUUUUAACAAACACGCCCAACGAUCACUUUGAUAGAUUUCUGAAAAGAACUAAAUAUGCAACUACAACUGUUGCAUUAAUUGAAGCCACUGGUUUUGAAAGUGAUGAUGAUAGAUUACGCUUUGUAAGCUGUCGGUUAAGGUUAGGUAUGGAAAAACGUAAAUCGAAAGUAAUCAAAACGAAUAAAUCGGUAGUAAAAUGGCAAGAGAUCAUAAACAUAAGUACGUAUGACGAAACAUUAUUGGAGAUAACCCUUUGGGAUAGAGACAUUUUUGUGGGCAAGUCCAUUGUGGAUUUAUCACUUUUGAAACACGAAAAAACACACAAAAUGCGGAUCAACCUAGAAGGUGACGGUCGUAAUAUAAAAUUGUUCUUUCUAAUAACAAUAAGCGGAACAGUUCUGAAUAACACAAUCCUCGACCUUGACGAUUACCAAAAUAUUCGGAAUAAAUUAAACAUAGAACGCCAAAAAUUUGCAUGGCAUCAAACGUGGAAAGACUUCAAAGACGUUGGCUGGCUAUCGAUAAUUGUCUUCGGUGCUAAAGGUCUACCCACUACGGACUGUUCUUGUAUAUUAAAACUGGACAAUGAAUCUCUUUACACCCAUACAGUUCACAAAACAAACGAGCCAAAUUGGAUGAAGAUAUUUACGUUUACAGUGACUGACAUAACAUCAAUUCUAGAAGUUAUAGUAUUUGAUGAAAAGAGGUCAGAGUAUGUCGGAAAGAUUUCGGUACCUCUAUUGAAAAUAAAUACAACGGAUAAAAAAUGGUAUGCACUCAAAGGUAUUAAUCAAAAGGAGAAGGCUAAAGGAAAUAAUCCGAGAAUACUUUUGGAGAUGGGAAUUACUUGGAAUCUCAUAAAAGCAUCAGCUCGUGUCAUCAAUCCGAAAGAAGCCGAUUUAUUGGAAACUGAGGAUAAAUUAGAUAGGCAUAUCUUCGCACGGAAUAUAGCACGGGCCAAAGCAAUAUAUUCCUGGAUAAUGAGCACAUUCCAAAUAUUCAAGACAAUGUUUGAAUGGGAAUCCAGACAAAGUAAUAUAAUCGCUUUGAUCGCUUGGUUAAUUUUUUGUUGGAUCUUCAAAAUUUGGAUGUUACCCCUUCUUCUUCUCAUACCGUUCGCGUGGUACAAACCGUCAAAAAACCCCGUACUAAGCAGUAAAAGAAGGUUUGAGCAAACUCCAAUAGAAGGCGAAGAAAUUCCAAAACAGGAUAAGGAAGAGAAAAAUUUAACACUUCGACAGAAAAUAAAUUCCCUCCAAGAUAUGGUACAGACUGUACAAAACGUAAUUGGAAAAUUUGCCAGUCUCGGGGAGAGCGUUAAAAACCUUUUCAAUUUCUCUGUACCGUUCGUGAGUUGUUUGGCGAUAUUCUUAAUAUUAUUUAUAACAUUGGUUAUGUAUUUGAUACCACUUAAAUACAUACUUAUGAUUUGGGGAAUACAUAAAUUUACAAGGAAAAUUUUAAAACCAAAUAGAAUACCAAACAAUGAAAUCUUAGACUUGCUUUCGAGAGUGCCUGACGAUGAAACUUUGAUGGACUGGGAACAAUUUUCUUUGGAAACUCUGUCCGACGAAGAUGAACAGUUGUAACGAUCGAGAUCUGAAUAAAUUAAUAUCAUAAUAUAUACCUUAAAGAUUUUCACCUGCUUUUAUAUUUUGUAAAAUAUUAUAACUAAGAAUAAAUGUAAUGAAACUUUUAUUUAAUUCAUAAA
Molecule: messenger RNA, 2377 nt
Organism: Papilio polytes (common Mormon)
Lineage: Eukaryota; Metazoa; Arthropoda; Insecta; Lepidoptera; Papilionidae
Product: multiple C2 and transmembrane domain-containing protein 1-like
Exons: 14
Coding region: 63-2255 (730 amino acids)
Biological process (GO): regulation of neurotransmitter secretion
Cellular component (GO): synaptic vesicle membrane
Molecular function (GO): calcium ion binding
Source: RefSeq, a predicted model, not a curated record